AUGAGUGGAAGAAAGGCUUACACGUGUAUACCAUGUCGGAAUAGAAAGAUAAAGUGCGACAGACAUCGAGUAUGCGGACAAUGUAAACGUAAAUCAAUCACAUGCGAAUGGCCUUCUAACGGUAUUCCCCUCGAGGAUGAAAUGCCCUCAACUGCUUCCCCGUCAUCCUCGACGCAACCGCAUAUACCACGUUAUGCUGUCCAGGUCGAAUCAAGGGACUCUACCCCUCCAACGGUAGAUGUACCUCAUACAGUUGUACAUGCUGAACAAUUAGAUCACUCCAUCUUGAACGAUCCGAAAGGUCUUCCUACGAACGGUAAUACUCCAAAGGGAAGUACACCACGUCAGGCUUUCCCCUUUGACGGUGAAGGUGUCUGGACAGAACAUCUGGUCACAGAACGUCUAAUGAAGCCUUUACCAAGUAGAGCGGAAGCAGACACAUUACUUGAACGGGUCGAAUGGAUUCAUCACCCUUUACAUCUUCCUACGUUCUUGGCUCAGUAUAAUCGAUUUUGGACGAUGUCCAUCUCUCAGCGUUGCGAGACAGUUCAUUCUCGAUGGCUCGCUUUAUUGUACAUCGUCCUGUGUUUAGGAGAUCAUUUCGGUGACGAAGAGCUGAGUACGAACGCGACAUUAGAAGCCGAAUUGGUUGCCGCCUGCGAAGACGCUCUGGCAUACUCUGAUUUCCUAAAUCAACCUACCAUGGAGACACUGCAAACUAUAAUCUGUCUAAAUAUCUACCUGAAUAACAAGAACCGCGUCACUGCAGCGAAAAGUCUGCUGGGAACCGCUAUCAAGAUGGCAAUCUGUAUGGGCCUUUCACGCAUACCCAAUGAAACUCACAUAUCAGACGAGCAAGGUGCAAUAGAGAGAGAGAUCGGAAGGAGGAUAUGGUGGUCGUUGGUUUGUCAAGAUGCUUACACAGCUUCCAACAGUGGUUUCAGCUAUUCUAUCAACCUUUCCCAUUCGUCCACUGGGAAAUUCGCCAAUGUCGAAGAUGAAGAGAUUCGAGGAGGAUCAUCAUAUUUUUCAAGACCGAUAAAAGACAUCAAUAGUUCUACAUUUCAUUUAUGCAAGAUCAACUUUGCGAUAGUAGUAAGAAGCUUCAUCGAUGCUGUGAAUCUAAAUUUCCCCGAUGCUUCAUAUGAAGAUAUCAUGUCAUUGGACAAAAGGUUUAGACAAGUAUAUGAAAAUUUACCAAUACAAUUACGACCUGAUUUGACACAGGCGUUUGAACUUUCUUUUGCUGGAUCAAAAAGAUAUUUAGUCGAGCAGAGGAUUUUUAUGGGUAUAACUUUACAUAAUAGAAUAAUGAGAUUACAUCGUUCAUAUAUGGUGAGAGGAUACGAUGAUCCUCGUUAUUCUUAUUCGACAAAAGUUUGUCUUGAAUCAGCUUAUGCUUUACUCGAUCUCGUCAAACAAAGUCCUCAAACUUUAUGUAAAUGGUGGGUAGUGCUGGUUCAUGUUUGGACAAGUGGUUUGAUCAUCUCUGCCGAUCUCGUAAGAGGUACUCAAGAUUCCCAAACUAGAGACAAACAUCGAAAUGGAGUUAAAAUGGCACUCUCCUUACUUGAACCCAUCUCCAGAACCAGCCCGGUGGCCUUAAGAGGUGUCAAAGUUUUGAAAGCCCUUUUGGAAACAGAUCAAGUUCAAGCGGAGUCUCGGAAAAGGAAAAGAACAGAUGAUCAGCCUCCAAACAAUUUUACAGAAAACAACAUAACUUCAAUAGAAGAAUUGGAACAACUCCUUCGAGAUGCUGCUUCUGCGCCAACGUCAGCUCAUAAUUUACCAGAGGCAAAUGUGGUACCUGACGAGUUUUGGAGGACGCUGUUCCAAAUGAACCAAUGGUAA
Kwoniella shivajii is the source of this 1851-nucleotide messenger RNA. RefSeq lists its product as uncharacterized. The transcript is spliced from 12 exons. Lineage: Eukaryota; Fungi; Basidiomycota; Tremellomycetes; Tremellales; Cryptococcaceae. Gene Ontology annotation, biological process: DNA-templated transcription; regulation of DNA-templated transcription. Gene Ontology annotation, molecular function: DNA binding; DNA-binding transcription factor activity, RNA polymerase II-specific; zinc ion binding. Bases 1 to 1851 code for a protein of 616 amino acids. The record is from RefSeq and is a predicted model, not a curated record.